AUGAGCAAGAUCUCAAAGGAAACUGCCCAAACUCGAUCUGGGUCUCUGACAGGCUCUGAGAGAGCAAACAACCUGGUAUCAAUGGAAUUGGCAGAUUUGGAAUCCAUUCGGCGACAAAACGAAAACGUAUCUUGCUGCACCACUUGGGAAUCUUCCCUGGAAGCGAUACAGGAAUAUGUCCGAAUUGCCAAGCGUCAUCCACACAUCUGGAUUUCCACACUUUUAAGCAUCGUGCUUUUGUGUGGCAUUACCCUUCCACUCAUUGUCUAUAUUGCAAGCAAUCAGAACGGGAAAGAAGAAGAGCUGGCUUCUGAUCUUGCGAUCGAGACAGGAAGAUGGUUCUCGGAUCAACUUGACCGAGUCAUCCUUCCACUAUUUUCCCUUGCUCAGUUCGUUGGUGAGAUCCCAGAAUUCUAUGGUCUCGCGGACAGAAUCGGACCCGUUGGUGAGGAAGGAUCCCGUCCCUUGUUGCCUGAUCCAGAUCCCUUCUCUCUUCGAAACGUUUCCGGGAUAUGCGAUGAUCCCACUGUACUUGAAAGGUUCAAUAGGGUUGCUCAAACGCUCAAAGAGAACGCCAAGAUGGAAGGAGUCAUGGUUUCACUCCAACUUGUACCCUAUCAAGUCGUCUGUUACAGUUAUCCCCUCAACAAUACAGAAGAUUUUGAAGAAGGGGUAUUCCUGGACAAUACAGAAGCAAUCGGCCUGGAUUUGAUUUCCGAUCCUAACCGGAUUGCCUUUUCCAGAGGUGUGGUUCAGUCUGAAGAUGUCUACAUUGCGGGACCUCUUACAUUACGACAAUGCGCUGAGGGUGGGGAAUGCUACCCUGCCGUCGAGAAAGCUUUCAUCGCUUCUCUUCCAGUUCGGUCCAACAAUCACACUCUCCCUUUAGAUGGCAUGGGUUACAAUCUAUGGGGAUCUGUCGAGUCCAUCAUCAAUUGGCAGGCAUUGAUUGAUCGUAGUGAUAUCUUCUCGCGCUUCCAAGAACAAGGAAAAGGAUUCCAACUGACGCGGGACGAUGUUGUAACCAAUGUCGAAACGGGCGAGGAGACGAUCAGCGAGGUCCUCUUGGCCAAGACGGACGACUAUGAAGCUGACAGAUUUGACCAUAGUGUUUCCAUCACGCUGGACACUGUCGAUGAUCUAUGGGAAAUCACUAUCGUGUACAAAUCGGCUGCCGCCAGCUGGUUUGGUUGGGCGAUUGCAGCUGCAGUUGUGGUGUCGUUGGGGGUGUCCUUGCUUAUUUUUGCAAUUCUCGUGCAGAAGCAGAAGUUCCUUCAAAUGAAGACUCGCUACCUUGAAGAUGUGUCCCAGCCGCAGAAGCUUCGAAUGAGAAUGUUUGUGGACGACCAAGCAAAGAUCCGAGAUCUCACUCCAGCAAUGGAAAAGCAACUACUGAACCAUAAACCGAUUGCAGACUUCUAUCCUUCGACGACCGUUUUCUUUGCUGACAUUGUGGGAUUCUCAUCGUUCGCGUCUGAGCGUGAGCCUCGACAUGUUUUCAAGCUGCUUCAAACUGCCUUUUUUCAUUUUGAUAAGAUCGCUCGAAAACGCAACGUCUUCAAAGUCGACACACUGGGAGACAAGUACAUGGCAGUAACAGGACUUCCAGAUGCACAACCAGAUCAUGCUGAAAGAAUGGUCCGUUUUGCUCAAGAAUGCCAAAUGGCGUUUUUUCGAUUGACAAGGGAGCUGGAGAAAGAGCUCGGUCCUGCAACUGGCGGUCUAGAGAUACGAAUGGGGAUAUCCAGCGGACCCGUAACUGCUGGGGUCUUGUUUGGGGCAACUUCAAAGUUUCAUCUAUUUGGGCCAACUGUCAAACGUGCUUCGGAAUUGAACAAGACCAGUGCAGUCAACCGAAUCCAGUUCUGCCAGAAGACUGCGGACCUACUAGUCUCAGCCGGAAGGAAAAAAUGGAUAGAACCCCGCCGCGAUACACUGGGUGGUCCCCACAUUCAAGGAUACUAUCUUACUCGUAGAACAAAAGCGAAUGACGCGGACAAACAGGAGACAGAUUCGUCUUAUUGUUCGAAUCUAUCUAUUGGUUCAGUUGAUAACGGGUUAUGGGAUGAAGACGACGAAGAAGCGCUAGUGGUAGGGGAUGCUGAAGGAAGCGACAAGGAGAAUCGUUUGAUUGAAUGGCAGGCACAGUCGCUUCUUCGUCUUUUAGUACCUAUCCUGGCUUUUCGAGAUGGCAAAAAGGGUUCCACUGAUGAAGAUAUCACAACGUUCUAUCAACGUGAAACUGUCGUUCUGGACGAGGUCCAAGCCAUCAUUAGCCUUCCAGCAUUCGACAAGGCCAAGGCAAAGCGAGCACGGACCAAGCAGUCUUCUCUAACGAUACCAGACGUGGUAGAGGAACAGCUGAAAUCGUUGAUCAAAGAGAUCGCGGCAUUGUACCACAGUAAUCCAUUCCAUAACUUCGAACAUGCUUGUCACGUCGUUAUGGCAGCUCAUAAGCUGCUUGAGCGAGUUUCGACGCCCGAAAACGUCAACUACGAGACCAAAAACCUAAGCAAGGUUGCGAACGAUCUACAUGCCUAUACAUUCGGUAUUACGUCCGAUCCCCUCACGCAUUUCGCAGUUGUGUUCAGUGCGCUCAUCCACGACAUUGACCACCGAGGGGUAAGUAAUGGACAGCUAGCAAUAGAGAACCCAGAGCUGGCUGAGCGAUACAGGAACCAAAGCGUUGCAGAGCAGAACUCGGUGGACUUGGGAUGGGACCUCUUGAUGCAACCAAAGUAUAAAGAGCUACAGCAGUGCAUCUUUUGCAACCGUGUUGAAUUCCUGCGCUUCCGACAUUUGGUUGUCAACUGCGUCCUGGCAACCGACAUUUUCGAUCCAGAGCUGAAGGCGUUGCGCAACAUGAGAUGGGAAAGUGCCUUUCAUGAAGACGAUUCCAGCCAGACUGUAUCCUCCAACUCGAGUUCUUCCGGAAUUGGAAAUUCCACAAAGCUAGACAGCACCAAUCGAAAGGCGACGAUUGUCAUUGAACACAUCAUUCAGGCUUCUGAUGUCGCUCACACUAUGCAACACUGGGCGAUAUACCAAAAAUGGAACGAGAAGCUGUUUGAGGAGAUGUAUCAAGGAUGGAAGCAGGGACGGGUUGCAAAGAACCCUGCUCUUGGAUGGUACAAGGGGGAGCUAUGGUUUUUCAACAACUAUAUAAUUCCACUUGCGAGGAAGCUGGACGAGUGUGGUGUGUUUGGUGUAGCCAGUGACGAAGGUUUGUUCCACGCAAUGGAGAACAGGAGGCAGUGGGAAGUUGACGGUGAGAGGAUUGUGCAAGAGAUGAUCGAGCGGUGUACCGGAAUGGUUGAUGUCAAAAUGGGUGCCAUCCAAGAAGAGGGGGAAUAG
Cylindrotheca closterium is the source of this 3354-nucleotide messenger RNA. The record is from the annotation of a GenBank genome assembly. NCBI's taxonomy places the organism in Eukaryota, Bacillariophyta, Bacillariophyceae, Bacillariales, Bacillariaceae.